Messenger RNA from Gastrolobium bilobum, 1239 nucleotides. RefSeq lists its product as uncharacterized. NCBI's taxonomy places the organism in Eukaryota, Viridiplantae, Streptophyta, Magnoliopsida, Fabales, Fabaceae. The coding region runs from base 509 to 1150 and encodes 213 amino acids. The record is from RefSeq and is a predicted model, not a curated record. The transcript has a single exon. Gene Ontology annotation, molecular function: protein binding.
AAGUGCCCUUUGGGAAAUUUACUUUUCACUGAAGCCAAACAGAAAAAUACAAACGAAAAAAGAAAAAAGAAAAAGAAGGUUCAUAUAAUAAAAACAUUACACUCGGGGCCUACACGACUGUCAGUGAUUUAUUCCCUUUCCGAAGAAAAUAUAAAAAUAAAAUGAGAUAAUUUUUAGAGUAAACACUUUUUUUAGUCCCUGACAAUAUUUACGAAGUUCUUUUCAGUCCCUGGCAAUAAAAAAGGACCAAAUUGAUCCCUGAAAGUAUAUGAAAAAAGGUCACUCUACAUAUUUGGGAGUUGACAUAAGGACUAACAUGGCCCCUUUUUUUGUAAUUUUAGGGACCAAUUUUGUCCUUUUUUAUUGUCCGGGACUAAAAAGGACUUCGUAGAUAUUGAGAGAGACUAAAAAGGAUGUUUACUCUAAUUUUUAAUAUUGUCUUUGAUUUAUCCACUUCUGUUUACCUUAACACAGUACUCCAUAAUCACAUAGCAAAACCAUAAUAUUAAUGGCACCAGAGGCUAUGCUGCAAUUGGGAAUCUUAAUCCUAACCCUAUCCCUGUUCUUCGUCAUGCACAAUCUCCGCAACCAAACAACCCAAGCCAGAACUCGAACCCGCAACAAGAACCGCCAACCCGAACCGAACCGCUACCUGGCUCAAGCAUCGCGCCACCUGGCUCGAGCCAGAUCCACCUCGCACCGAGCCCAACACGCCAGAAGCGCGCUCAUCGAAGCAGAUCGAGCCCUAUCCAUCUCGCCUAGGGACCCCUCCGCCCAUAUCCUCCGAUCACGAGCCCUCCACCUUAUGAACCACCGUGUCGCCGCUUUAAGGUCACUCGACACCGCCCUCUCCUCGCCAGCCGCGAAGUCCCUCUCCGCGGCGGAGCGCUCUGCCGCGCUUGUCAACAGGGCGGUACUGAAGGUGGCCGUGAACAUGCGGCGGCGAGUUGACUCGGCGGUGGAAGACCUGGUGGAGGCUGUGGGACUGAGUGGAGGGAAGAAUAGUAACUCGGAGGCGCUGUGUUUGUUGGGAAAGUGUUACGAAUGGAAAGGGAUGAAGACAGAGGCUAACGAUGCGUUCCAGAAGGUUCUUGAUGUUCACCCCGAUUCCGUGGAGGCUCGGAAUGGGUUGAAUCGAUUAGGCCCCUAAUUUUUUUUCCCCCUUACUUUUUAAUGAUUUUUUUUUUUUUAAUGUAAUGAGUUGUUUUCUACUUUAUAUUUAAAACAAAAAUUUUGUAA